AAGGCGUGGAUUUUCAGCAGGGGAGCAGCAUGCAGUCAGUUGGAGUUGGCGAGAAACUGGUAGAGAGGUGCUCAGACAAGCUGGCCAAAGCCCAUCAGCUGAAAGACGAAGGGAACCGGGAGUUCAAGGCUGGGGGCUACAGAGCCGCCAUCAAGAAGUACCACCACUCCCUGAUGUACACCAGGGGGGUGGUUAGUACAGGAGAUGUCUCUGCUAUACCUGGGAUGGAGCAGAUGGUCAAGUAUGUAGCCACUGAGGAUGAGAAGAUAGCGGCAAAGGAACUAUCUCUCAUCUUAUCAAACAACUUAGCCGCCUGUUUCUUGAAGACUGGAAAGUGGGAAAAAGUGCUAGAGUAUGCAAGUAAGGUACUGGAGGGAGAUCCCGAUAACUCCAAGGCUCUGUUUCGACGUGGAACUGCUCGUAUCCACCUCAAUGAACCAGACAAGGCCAGGGAGGACUUGUCUCGGGCGCAGUCUCUCACCCCAGACAAUAAAGAGAUCAAGAAGCAGCUCGCUCUCCUCGAAAAGAAGACUAGAGAACUUGAGGAAAAAGAAAAAAAAUUAUACUCAACAAUGUUAGGAGGGCAAUGAUAAUUAUUAUGUGUGUUAAUCAAAUCAACAAUGUUGGGAAUGCAACGAUAUUAUGAGUAUGUAUAUUCAUCAAUCACAUGAGUGCAAUUCCAGUCACUGUCAGUAGGAUGAUUGCUGCAGCCGAUGAGUAAACUGUGGCACUCUCAUUAAUGGAAGUCUCGUUAUUUCCACCACCUACAAAUGUUUCAUUCUUCAUUAGACUGUCGCCAUCUCUAGUCUUAUCGCCAGACUUGUCAUAAUCAUCAUUUAGAGUCCCUCUCAGAAAGUUGAGGUCAUCCUCAGUGAAAUCGCUCAGAGGAGACCACGACCGGAAUGCGUUGCUACAAGAACUCCCCACACCGGCCACAUACUCUUCAUUCAGCUGCAGUAUCCUACCCAGUUGACCACAGAGAUUAACAUACGGACCAGAGCUAUUGACUACCUCACCAACCUAGACCAGAGAUGAGUUUUCACUCUUAGCAUUGGAGCAAAGAAUAUCACUUACUGUGUAAGUCCCAACAAAGACUUCGGUGACUCGAAUUAAAUACAUACACACAUCAUUGGUUUCAAAGUGGCAAACCGGCACUGCAUAGGGAUGAGCGCUACUAGCAUUAGUGUUUUCUGGCUCUGGCCCUCUUCGAAUGUUUUCGCCAACGGCUAGACAGUUUCUUUCGGCUUCCGUGCAGGUCUUGAAGUAGAAAUUGAAGUGCAAGUUUCUGGCGUCGAUUCCGACGACACGAUUGAUGACGUCGACCGUGUAAAUGCCGCUCUCCUCAGUGUAGGAAUAGCGACGACAAUCCAUCGCGCUGUCCCCGUUGAAGCAAGAGCAGGUCGCUCCCAGCACGACGCCCGAAUAGACUUGGCUGCGGCUGUAUACAAGCGCUUCCUUCAGCGUUUCCGUACGAUUGACAUUAGGCGGCACGCAAAAGUCAGAGGCGCAGGAGCAACUCACCAACACCGGGCAGAGGGAGACGAGAAACACCAGUAGGGCUUCCCGACCAGCAAUCAUGGCGAAUC
Molecule: messenger RNA, 1586 nt
Organism: Geodia barretti
Lineage: Eukaryota; Metazoa; Porifera; Demospongiae; Tetractinellida; Geodiidae
Source: the annotation of a GenBank genome assembly